Messenger RNA from Cordyceps militaris CM01, 1149 nucleotides. Its product is annotated as cell wall glucanase. Lineage: Eukaryota; Fungi; Ascomycota; Sordariomycetes; Hypocreales; Cordycipitaceae. The record is from RefSeq and is a predicted model, not a curated record. Gene Ontology annotation, biological process: carbohydrate metabolic process; fungal-type cell wall organization. The coding region runs from base 1 to 1149 and encodes 382 amino acids. The transcript has 3 exons. Gene Ontology annotation, molecular function: glycosyltransferase activity; hydrolase activity, hydrolyzing O-glycosyl compounds. Gene Ontology annotation, cellular component: fungal-type cell wall.
AUGUUCGCCAAGUUUUCCGCCGCCGCCGUCCUGGCUCUUGCCAGCAUGGUUGCUGCUCAGACCUCGACCGAGUGCAACCCCCUCAAGAAGGACUGCCCUGCUGACCCUGCUUUUGGCAAGGAUGGCAUGAGCUGCGACUUCACCAAGGGCGAGUGCGACGGCUUCAAGUCUCUGGGCACCAAGAUCACCUACGACAGCAACGGCGCCUCGUUCCCCAUGAGCAAGAAGGGCGACUCCCCCACGCUCCGCUCCGACAACUACAUCUUCUUUGGCCAUGUCGAGGUCACGGUCAAGGCCGCCGAGGGCAAGGGCAUCGUCACCUCGCUCGUCCUCCUCUCCGACGACCUCGACGAGGUCGACUUUGAGACGGUCGGCUCCGACAACAAGCAGAUCCAGUCCAACUACUUCUCCAAGGGCGACGACUCCACCUACAACCGCGGCGGCUUCCACGAUGUUGACAGCCCCUUGACCAAGUCGCACACUUAUUCAUUCGACUGGACCGCCGAAAAGGUUGAGUGGUUCAUCAACGGCCAGUCUGUCCGCGUCCUCAAGGCCUCGGAUGUCGGCGACAAGUUCCCCCAGUCGCCCAUGCAGGUCAAGGUCGGCGCUUGGGUUGCUGGUUACGAGGGCAACUCUCCCGGUACCGUUGAGUGGGCUGGCGGUGUUGCAGACUUCUCCAACGGUCCCGCCGUUGCCGUGUACCAGAGCGUCAAGGUCACCGACUAUGCCGGUGGUUCCUCGGCUACCGACAAGAAGGUCAAGGAGUAUGUCUACGGCGACCGCAGCGGCUCCGCCAAGUCUAUCCAGAUCAAGCUCGAUGACGGCAGCUCCGGCUCGUCCUCGUCGUCUUCCUCCAAGAGCGGCAGCACCUCGGGCUCGGCCACUAGCUCUGCUUCGAGCUCUGCCACUUCCACUUCGUCCGCAUCGUCCGCCUCGGCCACAACCCUGACCAGCGCCACCUCGUCCACGGCUGCCAACUCUACCAGCCACUCGAGCACCAGCCGCGCCGGCAGCGCCACCGCGACCAGCACCCCCACCGCUGUCCCCAACGGCGCUCCCAAGGCCGGCCUCACGUUGGGCGCCAUUGCCCUGGCUGCCGUUGCCGCCCUUGCUCUUGUACAAAUUCGAGCCGAUCUUGUUAAUAUAUAG